AUGGCCUGUUCUGCAUCUCCGAAAAUUCUUGAAGCUUCAGAAAUUGGGCUUACAAAAAUGGAAAUCUACAUAAAAUUGGAAAAAAUUUGGAAAGGGAAGGGUACUUAUGCAACAGUUUCUAAAGGAAGAAGUAAGCUGACAGAGAAUUUAGUGGCAUUAAAAGGGAUGUGUUUGGAACACAGAGAAGCCACACCCAGGACAGUUAUAAGAGAAGUUUCACUCUUAAAGAAUUUAAAACAUGCAAACAUAGUAACCUUACAUGACAUUGUUCACAGAGAUAAAUUCUUGACUCUGGUCCUCAAUUAUGUGCUUAAGUACCUAAAACAGUACACAAAUGACUGUGAGAACAUCAUGAGUAUGCACAAUGUAAAGGAAUGUUUAUUGUGUAAUUUGUUUACAUACCAAAUUUUACAUAGGUUAGCUUAUUGCCACAGAAGAAUGGUGUUGCAUCGAGACUUGAAACCACAGAACCAUCUCAUUAGUGAAAAAGGUGAUUUAAAGCUAGCAGAUUUUGGUAUGGAAUGA
Sciurus carolinensis (gray squirrel) is the source of this 525-nucleotide messenger RNA. Its product is annotated as cyclin-dependent kinase 17-like. Gene Ontology annotation, cellular component: cytoplasm; nucleus. The record is from RefSeq and is a predicted model, not a curated record. The transcript has 8 exons. Gene Ontology annotation, biological process: protein phosphorylation. NCBI's taxonomy places the organism in Eukaryota, Metazoa, Chordata, Mammalia, Rodentia, Sciuridae. Gene Ontology annotation, molecular function: protein kinase activity; ATP binding. The coding region runs from base 1 to 525 and encodes 174 amino acids.